GGUGGGCGGGUCUCUUAUCGGUAGCAUAGGACGGCCUGCAGCAGCUAGCUCAGUCUCAUCGGGCACCAGAUCCUGUCCUGCAACGAAACCCAGUGCAACGAAAUGCAAAUAAACGAAAGUAUGGCGCCCAAGUAGAACAUUCCAACAGCGCCCGCAAGCAAGCCAACAAGGUCCACCGCUCUCUCUCUUUUGAGGAUCUAUCUAUCUCUCACUAUCUAGCUAGCCUCCGAUUCCCAACAAGAGCCACCUCUCCAUUUCGGUUCGGAAGCCAGCCGGAAGAGAUGACGGAACAAAAGAAUCAGGUGACACGCGCUGCACCGGAGCAGAGCAACGACUACCGGGUGGUGGUCUUUGGUGCUGGUGGCGUGGGCAAGAGCUCGCUGGUGCUACGUUUUAUAAAGGGCACAUUCCGCGAAAGCUAUAUACCGACCAUCGAGGACACCUACAGACAGGUCAUAAGCUGCAAUAAGAACAUCUGCACGCUUCAAAUUACGGACACGACCGGGUCGCAUCAGUUCCCCGCCAUGCAACGGUUGUCGAUCUCAAAGGGUCACGCCUUCAUCUUGGUCUACUCGGUGUGCUCUAAGCAGAGCUUGGAGGAGCUACGUCCUAUCUGGGCUCUCAUCAAGGAACUAAAGGGAGCCGAGAUUCCGAACAUCCCAGUAAUGUUGGUGGGCAACAAGUGUGAUGAGACUGCGGAGCUAAGAGAGGUCUCACAGAUCGAGGGACAGGCCCAAGCCACCACCUGGAGCAUAUCGUUCAUGGAGACAUCGGCCAAGACGAAUCACAAUGUGACGGAGCUUUUCCAGGAGCUGUUGAACAUGGAGAAGACGCGCACUGUCUCCCUGCAGUUGGACACCAAAAAGCAAAAGAAGCAAAAGAAAGAAAAGAAGACCAAGGACACGAAUGGUGCGAUUCCGGAGAAUGGGGAGGCCAGCGCCAGUGCCAGCGGGGGAGCCAAGGAGAAGUGUCGAGUUAUGUAAGAAUCGACGUUGGCAUCGGUAUCGGCAUCGGAUUGCACGGAGUCGAGUUGAAUUGGAAUAAUUGGAGACGGUGACAGACAAAUACUCGCCUUGGGGCAGCAGUGUGUGGUGGAGGUACAUAGAACCACCCACGCGCACCACGCACCACAACAGACACCCACAUCACAUACCCCCAUACCCCCACUCUACCAGCAGCACCCACACCACAUAUAGAGUUACAUCCAUACGGGCACUAGAACAGACAUAUAUAUUUAUAUUUAAGAACCGAUUUAAGUCACACCACACCACCACAAUUGCAAUUAUGACUAUAUUUUGCAUAAGUUAUAUUCGAGCAGAUCUGAUCUUCUAGUCGCACAGAAUACGAUACUAACACUAAGUUUACGACAUAAUCGCAUCUAAAACGUAACGGCAUACAUAUCAAAUGUUUACAUAACAGCAUGAUGAUCCACCACACGAUCCAUUCAUAUACAUAUAUAGCCUAGCCAUAGUAUCAGACGAAUCUAUAUACUAUAUCUCUAAUUGAAAGCCAAAGUACCUACUUAAAGCCAUAGAAUCUGUAUCUACUAACGAUAUGAAUACAAAAUAUUUACAUGGAUCCAUAACGGAAGACUUCUCCUCCGUGGGGCGUUCGAAUAGUUGAUGCCCUUCUGACUAUCAUUGCUGUUUAACUAUUUACCACCUAACCAGAAUAAUACAGAUUUAGUCAAGAAUUUAGUCCCCCUCCCCCAAAUAUCGUAACAUAAGCUAAUGUAUAAAAUACUCAGUCGCAUCCCAGAGGAUAUAACCGAAACAGAUCGAACGCAUUGUGUUUUUGUAUUAUAUUAAAUGUGUAUGUACAAUUUUACACUUAUUUGCUGAAAUUUAUUGACAAGAAAACAAGAGAAGCAUUUUAAUAGAAACAAAAAAAAGAAUUAUAAUGAUACAGCGAGUUAGCUUAAGUGAGGAGGAGAUCAAAGUUCAAAAUACAAUAUUGCAUUCAUCAAGUGAGCCAUGGAAAGGAACACACGUACACGUACAUCGAAGGAUAUUUGAAGAGCAUUUGGAGCACUUUUUGCAUUAGCGUAGAUGGGAUAUAAGUUGCCUGUUUUUAAAACACACAUACUAUAUUGUAUAACUUAAUAAUUAACCAUUCCCAAUUGUGGUAUUCGUUAUUUUUAAUAGUUGGUUGAUUGGCUUGUGCGUAGGCGUAGGCGUUAGGAGUUAAAGAAAUUCUUUCGCAUCAUUUGCUGUUGUUUGAUAUUAAGAGAAUUAGUUUUUUAAAUUCUACCAAUCGGACUAAGUGACUAAAUGAUAUGCUUUAAUUGCUGCUUAAAAAUUCGUACCAAAUCUCGUACUAGCGGCAACUAAUUACAUUAAUUAUAAUGUUGCCCCCCAACCUCCAAACCAUAUAAUAUGUUGUUAAAAAAGACAGCGAAUUGAAAGGAAUACUGGUAUCAGUUGUAUCUUUGGCUGCUGGUCCGCCGUCCAGCAGUGCCGGACAAAUAAGUAGAACACACAAGCCCAGAAGUGAAAAAUACACACACUAGAAAUAAAAAAUAUAUUGUUGAAUUCGAGUAGAGAAAUUAUUAAUCAAGAUUAUGAUAGCGGACCAAUUUGCGUAUAAGAUUUGUGAAAUCGAUUUAGAUAAAUUCUCUCGUUUUGCCAUAGCCAUAUGGAUUCUGUCUGAUUACAGAUAUGCCAGCCUUAGUUGAAAUUGAAACUUAUAUGUAUACUUACUUACUAACAGGGUAGCAUAUUCCCUAUCCUGCCCUGCCUGUUUUUGCUUCGUGUUUUUCUAGUUUUAGGUCGUUUAACUUUAAAGUUUAGACAGCAAACUGGGUUUUGGGCUAUAAUGUACAAUGUGUCGUAUAUUGGAUUACAUAUUGCAUACAAUACAUUCCACUUAUGCGAUACAAUGCGUAAAUAUAUAUUUUGUUGCAUACAAAUUAUAAUAAAAAUGAAUUGUAAUUAAAGUAUAAUACAUUUUAAGUGCAUGAUUUAAAAUACAACGAAUAAAUAUAUUUACACCGAUGUUCUUUACUAACUUUUUUUCUUACAAAUAUAUACACACACCAUAUAGAUCUAUAUACAUAGAUAUAUAAAUAAUAUGUAUAUUAAAUAUAUUAGUUGUAUACAUAUUGAAUUAGAUUUUACACGAUUCGAAUGACCGAAUAUUUAAAUUAUCGCUUACAUUCAAUUAAUAUGCAACUCAAACAGAGCGCCCGCUCACUGCUAAUAAAAUCAAAUCUAUAUAAAAAACAAUCCCUGGGCGUUACGUUGUAAAUAUAAAGGAUCAACAAGUUACACAAAAAGUAUAUCCGAUUUUUGAAAGGCCGGCAGCCCAAUAAUAACAGACAUAAUAUAACAGUUGGUGGCCUACUUAAAAAGAUCUUAUUGUUGAAGAUUUAACUUAAUAACACUUAUCGUGCAAAUGAGAAUAAGAACACGCAAAAUAAUUUAAAUAAAGAAAAUUUAACUAUGACAAAUCAA
Messenger RNA from Drosophila ananassae, 3452 nucleotides. RefSeq names its product GTP-binding protein Di-Ras2. Gene Ontology annotation, molecular function: GTP binding; GDP binding; GTPase activity. The record is from RefSeq and is a predicted model, not a curated record. Lineage: Eukaryota; Metazoa; Arthropoda; Insecta; Diptera; Drosophilidae. Gene Ontology annotation, biological process: signal transduction. The transcript is spliced from 5 exons. The coding region runs from base 282 to 983 and encodes 233 amino acids. Gene Ontology annotation, cellular component: plasma membrane.